This is a messenger RNA of Puccinia graminis f. sp. tritici CRL 75-36-700-3, 498 nucleotides long. RefSeq lists its product as uncharacterized. The record is from RefSeq and is a predicted model, not a curated record. Lineage: Eukaryota; Fungi; Basidiomycota; Pucciniomycetes; Pucciniales; Pucciniaceae. Bases 1 to 498 code for a protein of 165 amino acids. The transcript is spliced from 3 exons.
AUGAAAAGAGUGAUUGGCUAUCAUGCUGAUGAGCUGGCAACACCGGGAGGGUCUAGAAAGAUAGAGACCAGCGAGGCGAUCAAGAAAAUCGAAAAAUUUGGAAAAUUCAAUCAUACAAAAUGGAGUAGGGAUGAUUACGAGAUUGUCCCCGACAAAUUUUCUAAUGCUUUCAGGCCGCGGGGUCGCCUUUCCACCGCAAGCGGGUUUGGUUGGAACAAGGCUGAAUUGAUGGUCACAGCAUUGGAGGAUUUUUGGAAUGUGUUCUUGGUUUCUCAUCCUGCUUCCAAGAAAUUCAAAAAUAAACCAUUCCCUGAGUACAGCAACCAUCAGAUCAUCUUCAAAGGUCACACCACCCAAGGAGACAUGCAACAAUUGUUGGGGAUGGAAAUUGCUGAUGAAAAUUCCUCCACUGUGCCUGGUGACACUGGGAAUCUACCUGAAACCUCAGACUCAACUCGUGCACCUGCUCAACACUCUGGUGUCCGACCACCUCGCUGA